AUGGAUCGGGAGACAUCGCUUGUGGACCGGGUGGUCAUCUUGGAGCGACAAGUUGGAAUGUUUGAUCGGUUGGUCCAUAUGUUGACCAGUAAGUUGGAGAACCAGCAGAAACGGUACGAUGAUAUUGUUGUAGCCCAACAACAGCAGAUUAGUGACUUGAACACUGUAAUUUCCACAUUGGUGAACGAGCACCAUAGUCAUGCAGAAGUGCUGAGAGAAAAGUUGUUAGGUGCUCUUCACGGAGUCUCGUCGACAGCUGCUUCUGUAAGUGGUACGAUUAGGUACAGUAGCAGUCGUGGACUGGAGCCUGAGAAUUUCUUUGGAGAAAUGCUGAAUAACGAGAAUAAUGGGAAACAGGAUGGUGGGGGCCGGGGGCCCUAUGACCAGCAUUUUGACGCGAAUGCGAACAACGAGGCUGGUGGUGAGCCUCAUGGGAAUAGUGGUAAGACUAGUGUAAAUGAUAAUCCAGCAGUUGUUUCUGGACCCGACGAGAGGCAGUUUAGCCAAUCGCUUAUCGGAUAUGAAGAGUUUAGUCAACUCAACAAUCCUCGCACGCACGAGAGGUCCUUAUACCACGAUCAAGGUAACCAAGUGGCCCCCGUGGUGAGCAGUGAACGUCAUCAACAACCACCAGAUCCUAAUACUGAGAUCGAUUCGGGUCUACCGGAUGAACAGUAUUUGAAUAUUGCUGGACGUAAGCGGAAGAGAAGUAUAUUUAUGGGCAAUUUCCAAUUCUUGAAGUCCCCACACUCGGUGAUGGAAGUCUGGCAAGAAUAUACAGAAGGUAUCAAUGGACAACCGUCCAUCAAGGAGAUGGAAUCGCUAUACCUGACAGGUUGGAGAAGAGAUCCAGCAGUGAAUAAGAGAUAUUCACGCCGAAGAGUACUUUGCAAAGCGAUCGAGACAGGUUUGAACAAAUNNNGAUAUUCCUUGCAGGACACAGUGAAUUUACUCGAAGAAUGUAGAAUCAUCGACCGCGAAAAAGGACUCAAACAACCGAUCGGGUGGUUGUGUCAGGGACAUAGUAUUCCAGACGCACUUCGAUGA
Torulaspora delbrueckii is the source of this 1047-nucleotide messenger RNA. RefSeq names its product Msn1p (gene MSN1). Gene Ontology annotation, biological process: positive regulation of ribosomal protein gene transcription by RNA polymerase II. The record is from RefSeq and is a predicted model, not a curated record. The coding region runs from base 1 to 1047 and encodes 348 amino acids. The transcript has a single exon. Gene Ontology annotation, molecular function: DNA-binding transcription factor activity, RNA polymerase II-specific; RNA polymerase II cis-regulatory region sequence-specific DNA binding. NCBI's taxonomy places the organism in Eukaryota, Fungi, Ascomycota, Saccharomycetes, Saccharomycetales, Saccharomycetaceae.